This is a messenger RNA of Brenthis ino (lesser marbled fritillary), 267 nucleotides long. The record is from the annotation of a GenBank genome assembly. Lineage: Eukaryota; Metazoa; Arthropoda; Insecta; Lepidoptera; Nymphalidae.
AUGCGUGGGGCGUGGGUGGUCGAGACAGGACGGGUGAGUGAGAAAAACGAUAUUUUGGUACAAUUUUGCUUGAAGAGUGAAAGGGACGGAAGCCGGGUGGGCGUACUCUGCUGCGCCACCCUCGGCACGCCUCUUCAGGAAGGACUCCCGUUCCAGACUGGGGUUCCGGCGCCGAUCAUUAUAAUUACUCUCCAAGGUGAGCCGGGAGCUGCCAGCCUAAUCCAGGCAAAGCAACUCUAUCGGGAAUUUACCCACAACCCACAAUCA